UUAAAAAAAGAUAUUAAUAAAUAAAUAUAAAUAAAAAUCCAGUAACGGUUAAAAGAAGUUUGAAUUGAAAAUAUUGAAAAUUUAAAACAGCGUUUCGUUUGCAAAAUAAGCUUAUUCAGUUUUUAUUCCAAACUGAAAUUUUAAUUAAAAAAUUAAAUUUAAGGAAUAAAAACGAACGCACGGAUAUUUUGUAUAAAAAAAAAAGUAUUUGCAAAUGUGUUGUAUAUAAUUUUAUGGCAUUUUCUAUAAAAUUUAAGGAAACAAAAAUCCUAAAUGAAAGUGUUAAACCAUUAAAAUUUUGAAUUAAACAAAUUUACAACAAAAUAAAAAAACGCCGAUAAAACUAAAUUAAAACCUUUUAACUAAGAAAAUAAAAACAUUAUUUUAACUCUAACUACAAAAUAAUCUUUGAAAAACAUUUCAAAUUGUGUUUCUACCAGGAAGUGUAGAUUAUUGAAAAUAAAAAUAAAAAAACAAAACUAUUUUAAGUGUCCAUUAUUUGGUACUAAAGUGAAGUGGUGCUUUUUGUAAAACAAAACCAAAAAAAAAAAAAAAAAAUACCAAAACAAACAAACAAAUAUUUCAACAUUUUAUUAGACAAAUUGGCUGCUAAAUUGCAAUACAAGUCUGCAACGACUCUUAGUUGUUUCAUUUCAAAAUUGGAAUAUCAGUUAAGAGAUAUUUCAAAUUACAUGAAAAUCUAUUGAAAUUGGUAAAAUAAAAAUUUAAAAUCAAAAUGAAGGCUGAAGAAAAAACUGUCAUACCCAGAGUUCGCAUCGCAGUGAUUGGCAAUGCAGAUGUCGGCAAAUCCGCACUUACAGUACGUUAUCUGACAGGUCGUUUUAUAGGGGAAUAUCGCUCAAAUACAGAUUUGUUGUACAACAAAACAAUAACAUUGGAGACAGGACUGACGGAAGUUGAAAUUGUUGAUGUUUAUGUCGGAAGUGUAGAUGGUGAUGAGCAUGAAAAUGAAUUUCCCAUGGAACAAGUUUUAUGGUCAGAUGCCUGCAUGAUUGUCUAUAAUAUAACACAACGUAGCAGUUUUGAAUAUGCGGCCGAAUGUUUGGCCAAAAUCAAAUCACUACAGAAUGCACCCACAGCAUAUUUGGUGGGAAAUAAGGCCGAUUUGGAUCAUAGGAGAAAGGUCAAUGAAAAAGAAGGUGCUGCUCUAGCGGCUGCCCAUUCGAUUGGCUUCUGUGAAGUUUCGGUAGCCGAGUACACACCCACCCUAUACAAAGCAUUCGAAAAGCUGAUAAUCGAUUCCAAAGCCAGACCACAAAAACAAAAUCGUAAAUUUUCGGUUAGUAAAAUGUUGGGCACCUUAAUAGGCAACAACAGCUAUAACCAGAAAACCAUGGCCAUUAAUCAAGGCACUGUAGUGCCCUGCCACAAAGGAGAGCUACACAAAUCGAGAGUUUUGAAAAGGCGUCAGGGCUUUACCGCCACCACAAGUCUGUGACCAGCAGCAGCCAAUGACGGCUGGUAAAUUAAAAAUAAACACCCAAAGCGCUUAAGCCAAAGAGUAAUAAGGACAAAAGUUAUACAAAAAAUAUUUAAAAAAAAAACAAGAGAUUUUUUAUGUUAUUUCAAAGAAAAAAUAAAGCCAUAAUUGAUUUUGUAAUUAUGGCUUAAAUUAUUAAUUAAAAUUAUUUACCUAGCAGUAAGUUAUAAAGAAAAUUUAAAAAAUAUUUUGUAGAUUUUUAUAAAAGUAAUGAAAACAAAUUAAGGAAUUGAGAAGUUAAGGAAAAUUUUUGUAAUUGUAAACAAUGGAUGGAAUUUAACUAAUAAGUACUUGGUACUGGCUUAAAUUUUCAUAAUAAUUUUACCUAAAAUUUAAGGCAAAGUCAAAUAAUGAUUUUACUCUACUCAUAUUUAAGAUAUUUUGUUUAAGUUAAACUUAAAGAAAAAAUUAAAAGAUAAUGUUUUUGUUUUCUAAGUUUUUAUUAGAAAAUUGGAGAAUAUUUUUUUACCUAAAAAAAAAACAAAAAGCUAAAAAAAAUAAUUAAUUUGUAUUUAAAUGGAAUUUUGAAUGAAGAAAACAAUACCCAAAUAUCUUAAAAAUAAAUCUUUAAAAAACAAGUAUUUUUGUAAAAAUUGUAAAACUUAAACAAAAUAAUAAAAACACAUUCCUGCUAUAAAUGUAAUAGAUGUUAAAAAAAAUACCCAAAAACCCCUGAAAUCCUUUCAAACAGCUUGACCAGAAUCCCUCAUUUUUUUUAAACACAAAUAACCUUUAACAGUUCGAAAUUUCAUUUGAAAACAAAUUGAAAAUUUUUCGCUUUUUCAAUAACUGAAAUUUUGUAUUUUUUGUUAAAAAUAAAAGAACAAAUUUUAUUGUAAAACAAAAAAUACAAAAUGUAAAGAACUGUGAUACAAAAGGUUUUAAUUUAAAACAAAAAUUAAAAAAAAAAAAAUCCAAAAAAAAAUUGUAAAAUAUUUUAAGGCCCCAGCAUUACAAAUUAAGUAGGAUUUAAGGGAUCUAAAUUAACCCUUAAAACCUGCUAACGAUUUCCCUGCUACCCACCCAAAAAAAAAAAGAAAUUCAAAGCAACUAAUAUUAUUUAAAAAAAACGACUAACAAAUCCCCUUAAUAUUUGUUUAGAUCUAUAAGAGAAAUUGUAAUAAUUAUUUCAUUAUAAUUAUUAUUUAAAUUUUUUGUAUAAUUUCUUUUUAAUUCAUUUAUAUUUUUAUGUUUCUUUAAUUUCUUUGCAAUUAAUUGUAAAAAUAUAAAUGCUUAAAAACCUCGAAUUUGAUUUUCAAUUCAAGUAUUUACUUCCCCCCAAAAAAUACUUAAAUUUUGAGAAUUCAAAUAUUUUCAAAACGAAAAUUUGUUAAAUUUUUAUAACAAUAAAAAAACAGUAACUUAGUUUUCCAUUAUCUAACAACUAAAAGGAAAACUUAAUAAAAAGUUUUACUGUUUGCUAAAAAAAAAACUCUAAUGAAAACCAAAUUCUUAUUAUUAGCAUUUAUAUUUGAAAUUAAAAUUUUAUUUAAACUUUUCUAUUAUAAUUUCUUUAAUUUUAUUUUUCAAUUUAAAGCUUAUUUUGUUAAAAUUUUUCCACUGUAUUAAACUCUUAAAUCUAGACAAUAACUAUGAAAAGAAAAUCUAAAUAUUAAAAUAAACCAAACAAAAAAAUAUUGAAUAAAUUUCUAAUGGAAAUUUUAUUUGAAUAAAUGUAAACAA
This is a messenger RNA of Calliphora vicina (urban bluebottle blowfly), 3184 nucleotides long. Its product is annotated as ras-related and estrogen-regulated growth inhibitor-like protein. The transcript is spliced from 6 exons. Gene Ontology annotation, molecular function: GTP binding; GTPase activity. The coding region runs from base 737 to 1459 and encodes 240 amino acids. The record is from RefSeq and is a predicted model, not a curated record. Lineage: Eukaryota; Metazoa; Arthropoda; Insecta; Diptera; Calliphoridae.